CGAUAAUUGGUUCUCUCAGCAGAAAAAAAAUAAACAUAACAUUUUAUUGGAAACUAUUUUUGGGCAUUCUCUUGUAUUAAAAUCUUUUAAGGGGAAGUCCCUUAAAAGCGUGAUGUAACCUGUGUACGCUACCUUAUAACGAUAAUCGUAAACUUAAAUGCUUAUUUGAGGCGCUUUUCGGUGUGCGCUAAAUAAGUCAUAAAAAUGAAUAUUCCCACUGUGUAUAAUUUCCUCUAUAAUCUAGGCAAAAUCCCCAUCAGACACAUUCCAAAAUAACGGCUUGAACAUACGACAUACGACAGCGCGACUCUGUUUAAUCUUUCCCUACCCCCAUACAUUCUUGAUUAGCCAUUCCGUCCAAACGUGAUCGGGGGGAAUUCUGUCAUGCCUAGAAAACACGUGUGGAAACGUGUUGCAAGUCAGGAACCGGGUGACUUUUUGCCUCCGAUGUGCCUUUGCAGUCGUAAUAAAUAAGUGAUUCGGAACCAGCAAAACCACAGACGAUGCGUAUCACCCCCGACUCGGAAUCCCCCGCAGCCUAGCCUGGAUCGAGGAUCGAUCGCUGGCGGUCGCACCGUGUAGCUGUAGAGUACUCGCGGGGUGGAAUGUGCAGUUGUGCAGUGGCCCCACUAAUUAUAUUUACACAUUAGUGGGAAACAGGGAGCUUUGGUCUGUACCUGCUGUUUAGCAUACCGGCAUGAUAGCUAGCGCUCGCGGGUGUUAGGAAUCAACCACGCUGCCCGUCAUCACAGUCGUCUGUGGCGUUGCUGUCUGUAGUAUAGAGUUGUUGUAGGAUUGGUUGUUAGUACUGUUUGAUUCCAGAGCGAGAGUUUGUUAUGAUAUCAAUGGGGUAAAAAAGGUUCAGCAUGCGCAGUCAUAUUUCGAUCGUGGUGGGAUCAAGUUGUGAGGUAGCCCAAUAAACGCGGGGACUAUCAAAGUGAUUCGACCAACUAAGAGGAUAUAGCAUUUUAAAGUGUUGCCUUGAUUUCCUGAAGAGAUUAGUUACCAGCAGUGGAGGAAGCAUUUGGUGCAAAGUGAAAGGAGAUCUCAAAUCAUUUCCUUGAAUCCGGGAGCACAAGGUGAAUCAAAUACUCAGUUAUUUCCGUAGAAGUUUGAAUACCGGAAACGUGAUAUUUGUAGAUGUUUUGGCCUUUGUUCUUGAAUACAAACAUGUACCGAUAAAUUAGGAAACGAAUGUGCAAUAGCGAAGGGAAUCAAGCAGUCGGAUUUGUACUUUUCAAAAGCCCAUCGAAAAGUGUACUAGAGAAUUUCCAGCCAAAUCAAAUUAUUAUGUGCUAUUAGUUCUGAUAUUCCAAAGUAAAAGGCAUCUUAAAAGCCGGAUGUUAAACGAUAUUACUAUAUAUUUGUAAAAACGUGUAGUGAAAGUUCUCCCAUAACUGCGGCAAAAUGAGAUCACACGUCAGCCCGGACGGUUCUUACAUCAACGAAGGAAUGAACUGCUCAUCGUUGGAUAUAACAAUGCCAAACGGAGAGCCCCAUGGUGGUCUCACCGGAUCGAAUGAAUUCAUUUUAUCAUCCAGCGGUCAGAAAAUUUCCGCCGACAGUCGCAUGGAAGAGGUGAACCAAUGGUGCCAACGCAAAGCGAAAAGUGCUUGUUCUAGGAAAAUGUUACUCAAACGCCUGCCAAUUUUAAGGUGGCUGCCAUGCUACAACGGCAUAGAUGCUGUGGGAGACUUGGUGGCGGGAAUAACCGUCGGUCUCACUGUGAUUCCUCAAGCACUCGCCUAUUCCGGUAUAGCCGGGCUUCCCGCUGCGUACGGUCUGUAUGGUUCCUUCGUAGGAUGUAUCGUGUACAUUUUCCUCGGUAGCUGCAAAGACGUCCCGAUGGGGCCGUCCGCCAUAUCUGCUCUACUAACAUAUCAAACGGCACGCGGAAACGUGCAUAAGGCUGUUCUGUUGUCCUUCCUAGCUGGAAUCAUUGAACUGCUGAUGGGUAUCUUCGGAUUGGGCUUUCUGGUGGAUUUCGUAUCCGGACCGGUGUCCUCGGGAUUUACCUCAGCAGUGUCGCUGAUUAUUGUAACGUCGCAAAUCAAGGAUGUCUUGGGUAUUUCGGCUAAAGGAACCACAUUCCUGGAAAUUUGGCAAUCAAUCUUCAAAGACAUUCACAACAUUCGAGCGUGGGAUACCGUGCUGGGUAUCACAUGCAUUGCGGUGCUACUUAUUAUGAGAAUUGUAGCAGGACUGAAGGUGGGACCCCACGAGGACGAUCUCAAAUCGAAGAAACAUCGAAUCAUCAAUAAGUUCAUGUGGUUGAUUGGAACAUCCCGCAAUGCCAUUCUAGUCGUAGUCUGCGGUGCCAUAGGAUACGUCUUUCAAUCGUCAGCCUCAGCUCCAUUCAAACUGAUCGGCGAUAUUCCUCCCGGUUUGCCAUCAUUCCAAGUUCCUUCGUUUACUCUUAAUGCCAAUCAGACAUCCAGUGGUCGGGAGGAAAGCUUCGCUGAAAUUGUGUCCAGCUUGGGCUCGGGAUUGAUUGUGGUACCUUUGAUCUCGCUCAUGGAGAAUAUUGCCAUUUGUAAAGCUUUCUCUAACGGUAAACCCGUCGAUGCCACCCAGGAGCUGAUCGCCAUUGGUGUUGCCAACGUUGCCAAUUCCUUCGCACAAGGUUUCCCGGGAACCGGAGCCCUCAGCCGAGGUGCCGUGUUUAACGCUUCGGGGGUUCGUACGCCCCUAGCCAACAUCUAUACUGGUGCGUUGGUCAUACUUUCGUUGAUGUUCUUCACGCCGUACUUCUCGUUCAUUCCUAAAGCCACCCUUGCUGCCAUCAUUAUUGCUGCGGUGGUCUUCAUGGUCGAAGUCAAAGUCGUGAAACCCAUGUGGCGAACAAAGAAAAGCGACUUAAUCCCUGGAUUGGGAACAUUCAUUGCCUGUUUGGCUUUGCCAUUGGAAGUCGGAAUACUGCUAGGAGUGGGUUUGAACGUAAUUUUCAUUCUCUACCAUGCUGCAAGACCCAAGAUCAAUGUCGAACGAUUGACGAGUCCUGCCGGUACGGAAUAUCUCAUUAUCACCCCCGACCGUUGCCUCAUCUUCCCAUCGGUGGACUACGUGCGGAAUCUGGUGACGAAGCAUUCCAUUCGCCAAUCGCUGCCGGUUGUGAUAGACUGCUCACACGUGUACGGAGCAGACUAUACAGCCGCAACGGUGAUCGAAAGUAUUACUCAAGACUUUGCAAAACGUGAUCAACCAUUGUUCUUCUACAAUUUGAAGCCCAGCGUUUGUGCAGUAUUUGAAGGGCUGUCCCCUGUGGACUUUAUUGUUUACUACCGAGAAGAGGAUCUGGAUGAGCUGAUGAGGGAAAAGGCAUACAAACCAAAACAGGUUUUAAGUGCAUAGACAUCGCUAGAUUCUUUUGUCGUCAAUUCAGGUUAAAAUCAGUAUUACUUAUUAAAAAGUACACUAUAGUUACCUAGUAACGCAGGCGUAACACUUAGACAUUUAGGGUCGAUUCCAUUGUAUAAAGAUAAAUAUUGAUUUGAACGAUGAUUUUAAUAUUUAUUUAUACGAUAUACGUAAUAUCCGUUUUGCUAGGUAACUUCUUUUCGGUUUAACAUUUGUACACGAUGAUAGAUGAAAAGUUUUUAAAGUAUUAUGAUUUUCCAGCAGUACGUAAAAUUUGUGCAUACAUGAUAAAAAAAAAUGUGCGAAUCGAAUAUGGAGAAUAGACUUGUGAAUUAAUAAUCUUAUUAGAAAUUGUAAAUCAGACUUGGAGAAACCCUAGCUUAAUUGUAUUUAUUAAUAUCUAAGCAUUGUAUACCUAUAUUCUGAAGGUGAAUACUAUGCACAAAUUACAUGA
Messenger RNA from Aedes albopictus (Asian tiger mosquito), 3811 nucleotides. RefSeq names its product sodium-independent sulfate anion transporter (gene Esp). Gene Ontology annotation, biological process: transmembrane transport. The transcript is spliced from 9 exons. Gene Ontology annotation, molecular function: sulfate transmembrane transporter activity. The coding region runs from base 1408 to 3351 and encodes 647 amino acids. Gene Ontology annotation, cellular component: plasma membrane. Lineage: Eukaryota; Metazoa; Arthropoda; Insecta; Diptera; Culicidae. The record is from RefSeq and is a predicted model, not a curated record.